AUGUUCCAAGUAACAACCUUGUUCAAAGAAUCUGACAAGUUACCUACAACAAAAGAUGGGAAAAUCGACUUUUCACAAGAUUUCUUUGGUCGUCCAGCUUAUUUGUCAGUUUCUGGUCAGUUACAACUCGAAAGCAUCGCUUGUGCUAUUGGCAACGUGUAUACAUUUGGACCGACUUUCCGAGCAGAGAACUCUCACACCUCAAGACACCUUGCUGAGUUCUGCAUGGUUGAGGCUGAAUUAGCAUUUGCAGAUCUAGAGAGGCAUAUGUGA
Arabis nemorensis is the source of this 273-nucleotide messenger RNA. The record is from the annotation of a GenBank genome assembly. Lineage: Eukaryota; Viridiplantae; Streptophyta; Magnoliopsida; Brassicales; Brassicaceae.